AUGAAUGAAAAAUCAUGUCAUUUUUAUUUUUUAAUAUCAGUUUUAGUAUUAAUAAUAAGUUUUAUAAAUACAAAUUCUGAUUCAGAAUAUUUAUUAAAUGUUAAAACUUAUAAUUAUACUGUGACCAAAAACAAAGAUGUAGAAGACCCACCUAUACUAUUUCAAAAAACCGAAUACCUCUUUACCGAUGAAUAUAUAGAUAUCGAAACUUUAACCUAUAAUCACUCUGUACAAUUACAUUUAAAAACCAAUAACAAAAACAACCACUCUCUUUCAGAAACUCAAAAUGAAAUCACUUUUUUCAACACCACUAAAACCAAUCAAUACCAUAGAAUAUAUUAUAAUAAUAAUUCACCCCUUUAUAAAUUUUAUAAAAAUUUUUUUACCAUUUUCAAAGCAUAUAUAAUUCUCACGUUUUUAUUAUUCAUAGUGGGGGUAGUAUUCCAUUUUGUAAAUGUAACCGACUAUAAAAAUGAAAAGCGCAGAAAAGUGGCACAGUCCAUAGUAAAGUUUGUUCUAAUAAUAAUACUCCUCACGAUGAUCGGUUUCAGUAUAUAUAUAAUAAUGGGCUCAAAAGAUUAUUUAAAGAAAGCAAUCAGAGAACAAAUGAAACAGUCCAAUAUCUUAAAAAUAAUAUGUGUCGAUGAUAUGGACGAAAAUUAUAUCGGUAUCUGUCAAGAUGGAAAUGGAGAAGUUGCAAAGAAACUGAGAGUUCAUCAUAUUGAUUAUUUAAAAAAUUACAAUUUUUUUAUUUUGGAAAAAUAUGAAAUUAAAAACACACCUUUUUAUUAUAAAUCUUGGUUAUUUGGUGGUUUAACACUCUUAAUCGCAAUAUUUGUAUCAUUUUUAUUUGGAUUGUCAAAUUCAAAAAUUAAAAAAAAAAUAAUCAACCAUCCAGAUGAUAAAUUGUAA
Dictyostelium purpureum is the source of this 912-nucleotide messenger RNA. RefSeq lists its product as uncharacterized. NCBI's taxonomy places the organism in Eukaryota, Evosea, Eumycetozoa, Dictyosteliales, Dictyosteliaceae. The record is from RefSeq and is a predicted model, not a curated record. The transcript has 2 exons. Bases 1 to 912 code for a protein of 303 amino acids.